Helianthus annuus (common sunflower) is the source of this 1812-nucleotide messenger RNA. RefSeq names its product G-type lectin S-receptor-like serine/threonine-protein kinase At4g27290. NCBI's taxonomy places the organism in Eukaryota, Viridiplantae, Streptophyta, Magnoliopsida, Asterales, Asteraceae. The record is from RefSeq and is a predicted model, not a curated record. The transcript has 4 exons. Gene Ontology annotation, biological process: recognition of pollen; protein phosphorylation. Bases 1 to 1812 code for a protein of 603 amino acids. Gene Ontology annotation, molecular function: ATP binding; protein kinase activity.
AUGGAAUUUGGUUUCGUGAUAAUACUAUUCUCAUGUGUCUUCUUCUUGCUUCUGUCAUCUUGUGCAACACUAGACACCAUCUCUACAAAUCAAGUAUUCAGAGAUGGAGACACAAUAGUUUCACAUGAUAAUAUGUUUGAACUUGGCUUCUUUAGCCCCGGAAGAUCCAAGAAUCGGUACCUAGGGAUCUGGUACAAGAAGAUAUCCACGGGUACAGUCGUAUGGGUUGCUAACAGGGAGACACCAAUCACAGAUGACUCAGGCAGGCUCAAACUUAGCAGACAAGGAGACCUACUAAUUCGCAGCGGUGACAAUACAAUCAUCUGGUCAUCGAAUUCAACAAUAUCGACGAUCAGUAAUAAUCCAGUGGUGGUGGUGCAGCUUCUGGAUACCGGAAAUCUUAUUGUGUGGGAUAGAAGUACUAAGAACGAACGUGUAAUCUGGCAAAGUUUUGAUCAUCCGGGUAACACAUUCUUACCAGGCAUGAAAUUUGGAAAAGAUUUGGAAACAGGAAGAGAACGAGUUAUAAUACCAUGGAAGAGUGCAGAUGAUCCUUCACCAGGUGAAUAUUUACACUGGCUAGACACAAAUGGAUACCCACAAAUGUUUGUGAGAAAAGGUUCGGUUAUACGAUGGAGAUAUGGACCAUGGAAUGGUCGUAACUUUCAAGCUUUGCGCAUGAAAAACCCAAAUCCUAUUUACUCGGUUCAAUUUGUUUUUAACGAAAAGGAAAUAUAUUUCAAAUAUGAGCUUAAAACAUCAGUUGUUCAAAGGAUCGUUGUGUUGCCAGAUGACACCACUGAGCAUUUGCGUUGGAUGGAUCAAAUCCAAGACUGGGUUGUGCAUUCUGUUAGAGCAGUAACAGAGAUUUGUGGUGGUUAUGGACUUUGUGGGCCAUACGGAAGCUGCAACGGUAAUAGGUACCCCCCUUGUACUUGUAUGGCAGGUUUUAAGCCUCGGGUCCCAGAUGAAUGGGAUAGAGGAAAUGGGUCUAGUGGGUGUGAACGUAAACGGGAUUUUGAUUGUGGAAGUGGGUCUGGCUUUAAAAGAAUUUCAGGACUUAUAUUUCCAGACACACGCCGUUCAUGGUAUAAUCAAAGCAUGACGCUUGAAGAAUGUGAGAUGGCUUGCAGUUUGAACUGCAAUUGUACGGCUUUUGCAAAUUCAGAUAUCAGAAAUGGAGGAAGAGGAUGUUUGCUUUGGUUUGAUGAGCUUAUUGACACCACAGAGAGUGAUGAUAAGCAGGAUCUUUACAUAAAAUUGGCGGCCACUGAGUUAGCUGCAGGAAACGACGAUUCCCCGGCUGGCUUAAACAAGAAAGAAAGAGUAUAUACAGUGGUAUUUUUAACUACAUCUGUUGUGCUAGUUUUAUUUAUGGUGGCAUAUUCUUGUAUAAAGAAACAGAAAAGGCUUCAUAUGAAAGAAAGAGAUAGGUAUGCCCUUGAUAAAAAGGAUAACAGUGUGCGGAUGGAAGAUCUUGACGAGCUACCUUUACUUAGUCUAAAUAAAAUAGUCAAGGCUACAGAUAACUUUAACAUCAACAAAAAAAUUGGAGAAGGUGGAUUUGGUCCAGUUUACAAGGGUGUGUUGGAAGACGGACAAGAGGUUGCUGUGAAGAGGCUCUCAGAAACAUCCCAGCAAGGGAUUGAAGAAUUCAAGAAUGAAAUCAUUUGUAUUGCCAAACUUCAGCAUCGCAAUCUUGUGAAGCUUCUUGGAUACUGCAAUCACAGAAAUGAACUGAUUUUAGUUUAUGAAUACAUGACAAACAAAAGCUUAGACUUAUAUCUAUUUGGUUCGGUUCUCUCUAUAUGA